Molecule: messenger RNA, 429 nt
Organism: Seminavis robusta
Lineage: Eukaryota; Bacillariophyta; Bacillariophyceae; Naviculales; Naviculaceae
Source: the annotation of a GenBank genome assembly
AUGACAUCCUUGGCACCACCAGAUUUGACUCUAACAGAGCAAGAGUGGGCCAACGCAGACGAAAUUAGAGAUGUUGUGACUUCUAGCGAAGAUUUUGAAGGUAUCUCUCUCACAGAUUUUGAAUAUGCCCAGCACGCCUUGUUUACCGAUGGCAAUCUGGAAGAUGCGCUCUUUCGAAUCAAGGGAUUGCAUGACUUUCGAGAGGAAUACAAGAUAACCUCUGAUCCUAGCAAGAGCGUUGAAGAAGGAAUGAGCCUUCUUCGAGCUUUCAUCAAACAGCACCCAUGGUUGCUUUUGGACGUGUCGUGCGACGCCAGUAGUGGAUACUGCUGUCUGAUUUUUGACUUUGCCAAGUUAGACCCAAGCGCUGCCAAGCAAGAUGCCAGAACAAUACAAAACUUUCAUUGGCGGCUUUUACUAUCUUUUUGA